AGACUCUAAGCAAUCGUGAAAACACCGGAUACCCUUACACUGCAGAGAAUGGACGCACUCCACGCUGCCGCGAUAGCGGCACAACUGCUCAAGUUCACACCGCUCGUUAUCAUCGUGCUCUUUGGCGGCGUACAGACUGCAUCCAACAACUACCCCAAGCUUCCACGCAGCCCAUAUUGGACUCUCCUGGAUGUCACACAUAUGGUGCUGCUAAUAAUUUCAAGCGCGCUGGGUGUCACCAAGGCCUGCUUGUUCCUGAAAAACACCGAAGACAAAGGAAGCUACACUACAUCCACAAUGCUGGAAGGAGUCACUGAUAUCGCGAUGGCGCUUUCUUUGGUUUUACUGGCCCUCAUAACAUGGCGACGCUGGCGCCGGUGCCUGCCACCGUCAGGCUUCAUAGCGGCGCUGCUGGGUCUGUUGUCAACAGCCUGCUUGUUAGAAGCCUUCCAGAAGUUCACGGUACUUUUUCACGAUAAGCGAAUUACCCUGUCAUUCAAUGACCACCUGGAGCGAUCCAUCAUUCUCUGUUUCACUGUCGCGGCGACAGUGACCUGGAACUUCGUUGCGUCUGAACUUCAAGACUUGGUCAUCAGAAGGCCAACUGCUUCUGUGAGACUGGUUGAUGAAGAUUCGUCAUCGCUGCUUUCGCGCCAAGCCUGCACAAUACUGCUUCCGCUUUUCAAGGACGUGAAUCGACAUGGAGUUUCAGCAACGGCUCGGAUACCUGCGCUCCGCAGAGGAAUUCGAUGCAAAGGACUCAUCCAGGCAAUUACGGCACGACUCAUCUCAUGUAAAAUAGUUCCUAGGAGCCGUGGUUCAUUCCUGCUCGUUCUGCUGAAGGUCUUGUGGAUGGAUGUCCUUUGGAUUGUAUUGGCCGUCGUGGGCUACUACGCCUCCGUAUUCGCAAGAAUCCCUGCCCUCGAGUUGUUGGUAAGCAGUCGCAGCCUUACGGGCAUCACCACUGCGGCGCUACUUUUUGCUGCAACAACUGCGUGCGAAUUCCUCAUGACGUGCUACCAAAUGGACCUGCAGAUUAUAUUGGCCGGGAGAACACGCUCUAUUAUUCAAGGCCUCAUCUUCAACAAGGUCACGAAUAUGUCAACGGAAAGCAGAAGACGCUACCCAGCCGGGCAUAUCACAGCGCUGCUAAGCGUCGACACAUGGCUGUCUUCCUGCUCUUCCAUGUCGAUUGUGCUGCCACUGAUUGGAGCCCUGUUGCUGCCUUUCGUCUUCUGGAUGCUCGGAGUGCGGACCGGAGUCGGCCCGUCGCUGUGUUGCGCCGCAUGGACCGUGCUGGUUCUGUUCCUGCCUUUUUUGAGCUCCUUCCUACAAAAGCGCUUCUGGGUCAACGUGCUACGGGCUCGUGACGAGCGUCUCAAGGCCAUUGCUGAUUUGCUUUCUACGAUACGAGUCGUCAAAAUGUAUGCCUGGGAAGAUGCGCUUCUAGAGAACAUCCUCCGCCCCAGAAACGUGGAGCUCAAAUGGUUGUUCCGAGUAAAUCUUCUGGACGCCCUAUUGGACUGCGUCUACUCCUCCACUAGUUCAGUGCUCAUGAUCAUCCUCUUCUCUACACUGUACGCUUUGGAACCCGACAUCGUGCUCACUCCAGCAUUGUCGUUCUCCUGCGUGUCGCUGCUCUACAUAACCGAUCUCGCCAUGGGCAGCGGCGCCCAAGCGCUAAGGAUUUUCAGCCAGGCCAAACUCUCCCUGAAAAGGAUAGCGGACUUCUGUACGGCUGAAGAGUUCAAGGAGGCAAAAUGUGACGUCAACAAUUAUGCUUCUGCGACAAAAGGUACCGUGCAACUGCAAAAGUGCUCCUUCUCGUGGGUAAAACCUACCCACGGUGGCUCUUUUGCCCAGCUGACCGAUAUAGACCUUUCGGUAGAGCCAGGGGCCUUGAUUGGCGUCGUUGGUUUUGUGGGCAGUGGCAAAUCCUCUCUGCUCGCUGCUAUACUCGGAGAUAUGCACCUAAUAAAGGGCGAUGUCACCUGCAGAGGUCGCAUAGCCUUUGCGCCUCAGCUACCGGUUCUGCACAAUAUGACAAUACGUGACAAUAUUGUUUACGGACAAUCCAUGGACGCGGCCUUUUACGAAAGAGUUGUACAAAGCUGUCAACUUAUGAACGACUUCAACAGGAUGCAGUCAGGAGAUAUGACCGAAGUUGGAGAAAAGGGAACAAACCUGAGCGGCGGCCAAAAGCAGCGCAUUUCCAUCGCGCGGGCGGUGUACAGCCAGAGCGACGUCUACCUGCUCGACGACCCGCUCAGCUCUCUCGACCCUGUCGUCGCCAGCUGCCUCUUCCGGGAGGUCAUCAGCAGCGACGGCUUGCUGAGAAACAAGACUCGCAUAUUGGUCUGCAACCAAGGACACUACCUGAAGGAGAUGGACAAGCUUGUCUUGGUACAUGGAAAGCGAAUCAGAGUGUACGACAAGUUGGAAGAUCUCAUCAGCGACCCAGAGUCGCCGCAAAAUUUUCGCGAAGCGCUUGAGCAGGACACUCCACAGCGAGGCGACAAAAGCGGCAUUGCAGCGGAAACACUCGAAGAGAACUACACAGAGGGACGUAUAACUCAAGAGGAGCUGGGAAAAUCAACAAAGACAGCGUGGCAGGUGCUGCGCAGCCUGCUUCGCUUGGCGCAGUGGCCAGCGCCCGUCAGCGUCCUGAUAUUUCUUGGCUCUGCGGGCGCCUUCGGAAUGCAGCAGCUGUGGAUCAAGCGAUGGACUGAUGCCUCCGCGGUUCACGACUCUGCGGCUUCUUCGGCGUCGCAACCACCGUGGGUUGGCAUCCUCAUCGCCUUGUGUCUUGCAGAUGUGGGCUUUCGGAUUCUGGGGAGCGUACUGGUCGCCUUCACCGUGAAGUGCCUUUCACGGACGCUUCACAACGACAUGCUGAGUCACUUGGUGCACAGUCCCGUGUCCUUCUUCGAUGCAACACCACGAGGCCGUGUACUGAACCGCUUCUCGGCCGACGUGGAAACCAUGGAGGCGCGCUGCUUCCUCGCCACCAAACAGACCAUCCAGAACACACUCAUCAUCAUCGCCAAGGUGGCAAUUGUGGGAACACAGUCGCCUGUGGUCGUCGCCAUUACGCUCGUUGUCGGUCUAUUUAGCGCUUACAUACUGAGGCUGGCACUGAAGGCAACCAACUGUGGCCGCUACGUAGAGAGCCUGGCCAUGUCUCGCCUUCUGCAGCACGCUGCAGAAACCACGGACGCGCUGAGCACUGUGCGAGCGUACGGUGUGGCCGGCAGGUUGCGACGCCACUUCUGGCACCUGGCGGACGACGUCGCCCGCGGAUUCAUGUGCCUCCUUAGUGCGUACCGCUUUGCGCGAACGGUGACUGCUACCUUUGGCUUCCUGGUGGUCAUCUGCACCUUGGUAGCCAGCAUAGCGUUUGCUGGCUCUUUGGGACCCGACCCGAGCAGCCUCGGACUGGCAUUGAGCAACGCCUGCUCGGUCCCGCUCUCGUUGAUGUCGCUGUGCCUAAUGUUGUUCAACGUACUUCAGAUGAACGUCUCAUUUGAACGUUGUCUGGAGUUCGCAGAACUUCCAGCGGAGAGUGACGCUCCAGCCACCCAGAAGACAGAGCAGUCCCUGUGCAACUGGCCCAAGGAAGGAGAAAUCAAAUUCCAGAACUUUUCUGCAUCGUACAAUCCCGGUGUUCUGCCCGACGUGCUGAGAGGCAUCACAUUUCUCGUUAAACACAAGGAAAAGGUCGGAGUGGUGGGUCGCACCGGAGCGGGGAAGUCCUCGCUGGUGCUUGCACUUCUGCGCAUGCUCAAAGCCUCAGAGGGUCGCGUCCUCAUUGAUGGCGUGGAUAUCGCCGACGUUCCCCUCCGGAAGCUGCGAAGGAGCAUCACCGUUAUCCCACAGGACCCAAGCAUGGUUAGGGGCACACUGCGAAUGAAUCUGGAUCCUACGAAUUCCCACACGGACGAACAAAUCUGGCAAGCGCUCGAGAAAGCACACCUUGCAAAAGUAGUCGUCGGUGACGUCAGGGGGCUGCUUCUGGAGAUUACGGAUGGUGGCAGCAACCUAAGUGUGGGACAGCGGCAGCUGGUGUGCCUGGCGAGGGCGCUCCUGCGUGGAUCCAAGAUUCUUCUGCUGGACGAAGCGACGUCACAAAUGGACGGCGACACAGACCGCCUGAUCCAGGUGGCGCUGAGGGAGGCCUUCGCAGAAUGCACGCUCCUCACCGUCGCGCACCGCAUUCACACCGUCCUCGACUACGACAGAAUACUCGUGCUCGAAGACGGGAAAGUUCGAGAGUUCGACUCCAUGCAAACGCUGCUUUCGGACACGUCUUCUGCCUUCUACAGGAUGGCUGCUGAGUGCGGCAUUUACAGCGCUGGAAGGGAACCAGAUCUAAUCAGUACUUGCUUGUGACAGACUUAUCUCAUACUAGUUUUCAUUUUUUUAAAGUUUGGUAAUAAAGUUUGUUUUCAUUUUGUGUGAGGUGGUAAUUAUGAUAAGCAACCUUAUAAGGUCCUAGAAAACGGCGCAAAUAAUAUUUGACAAAUGACAUGUCUUCAGCAAUCUGCUUUCAAACGCACUACAAGCGUUUUUUUUCUCUCUCUUCUCCUUGUUCAUUCCCCCAGCGUAGAGUAGCCAACCGGACUCUUGACUGGGUAAUAUCCCUGCCUUCCUCUUCUCUCUCUCUUUCUCUCUCUCUCUCUCCUACGCCCCUGGAGGUGAGUAGCAUGAAUAAACAUGAACACAUCAUUAACAGAAAAGAUGCCUCAAAAACGUGUGUGAUUAUGCCAAAGCUUUCACUGUAACAUAGAUAUAAAGUACCGAAGUAGUUGUAAAAGCAAGAAAUAUAUAUAUCGUUUUUUCCCAGAUGGCUGAAUUACUCACCUCCAUCCGAAGUCUUUGAUCCUAUCGGUGGUUUUAUAUGGGUUUUAGAUUCCGUGCGUCGGGAUCAGCUCGUGCAAAUGUAUGAUUUUUGUACGUUUCUG
Dermacentor albipictus is the source of this 4961-nucleotide messenger RNA. RefSeq names its product ATP-binding cassette sub-family C member 2-like. Gene Ontology annotation, cellular component: membrane. Gene Ontology annotation, biological process: transmembrane transport. Gene Ontology annotation, molecular function: ATP binding; ATP hydrolysis activity; ABC-type transporter activity. Lineage: Eukaryota; Metazoa; Arthropoda; Arachnida; Ixodida; Ixodidae. The record is from RefSeq and is a predicted model, not a curated record.